Messenger RNA from Onychostoma macrolepis, 753 nucleotides. RefSeq names its product L-selectin-like. The transcript has a single exon. Lineage: Eukaryota; Metazoa; Chordata; Actinopteri; Cypriniformes; Cyprinidae. The record is from RefSeq and is a predicted model, not a curated record. The coding region runs from base 1 to 753 and encodes 250 amino acids.
AUGGCACCGAAGGCUACAAUCACUGUUUUUCUGUUUUUGAGUCUCUUUGGACUGAACACCAGCGACCACAGAAAACACUACUACGUGAAUAACAGUAUGAAGUGGUCAGAUGCACAGUCCUACUGCAAGAAUUACUAUGAUGACCUGUCCACUGUAAGCAAUGAAGAACUGCAACUGCUCUCUGAAAAUCCGCAGAUCACUGAGGAUUUUUAUUGGAUUGGACUUAGGAGAAGUUAUUUCCUGUGGACAUGGACCGGAGGUGAGGUUGCACUUGCAACUGAUGUCAACUGGGACGAAGGCCAACCUAAUUAUUAUAAUGAAUAUUGUUGUUCUGUCAAAAGGUCCUCUUCUAAAGUGCAUGAUGCUAAUUGUGACAUGACUAUGCCAUUUUAUUGUAUGGAGGACAUGGAGCUAAUCUUGGUGCAGCAGGAAAGUACAUGGGAAGAGGCCCUGCUAUACUGCAGACAAAACUACAGAGAUCUGGCCGUACUGAACUCAGAUAGGAUCAUGGAAAAGGCAAAAGAUAAGAGUACAGCAGCCUUGACAGAUAAUGUGUGGAUUGGUCUGCGCUUUAUCGCUGGUCACUGGUUUUGGGCAAAUAGAGAAGCUUUUGAAUAUAAGGUCUGGUCUUCAGGUGGAGAGCUCCAGUGCCCUAUGAAUCAGCGCUGUGCAGUUCUGAACCGUAAUAGUAUGGGUUGGAAACCUGUGGACUGUGAGAGGAGGUUAAACUUUCUCUGUCUCAAUAAACCAUGA